AUGGCGCCACGCAAGAUCCCAGUGUCAGAGAUCUCAGCCCACAAUACAGACACCGACUGCUGGAUAGUCGUGGAUGAUCAAAUAUGGGACAUCACCAAAUUCGCCCCCGAACACCCUGGCGGUCCAGGGAUAAUAUACAAGUACGCUGGUCGAGACGCCACUCAAGCAUACAAUGAGAUACACUCUCCAGCGAUCAUCAGAAAUAACCUUCCAGCAGAUGCCCUCAAAGGAGUGCUGGACAGGUCAACAAUAACGCAAGAAUGGUCGAGGCCACCUCCUACAGAGGCGCCCAAAUCCAAGUCUGCUUCUACAUCAGAAAAGCCACCGUUGGAUUCACUCAUAAAUGCCCACGACUACGAGCUCGCCGCUCGGAACAGCGCCACUGCAAAGACAUGGGCUUUCUACUCCUCCGCAGCCAACGAUCUGAUCACGAAGGACCUCAAUGCUAGUCUGUUCAGCCGCGUGCUCUUUCGCCCACGCGUAAUGCGUCGUGUGGGCACGAUCUGCACUGAGACCAAUAUCUUGGGCUAUCCCGUCUCCUUCCCACUGAUGGUUUCUCCCGCCGCAAUGGCGCGCUUGAUCCACCCAGAUGGCGAACUCGCCAUUGCACGGGCCGCAAAGGAGAAGACAAUCGUUCAAUGCAUCUCCAACAAUGCCAGCUAUUCUGCCAGCGAAAUCGUCUCCCAGCCUGCCGUCUCGGACUAUCCAUUUUUCUUCCAGCUCUACGUCAACCGGGAGCGUCACAAAUCCGAACAGCUCAUUCGCAAAAUCCACCAGCACAAGAACAUUCGCGCGAUAUUCGUGACGACUGAUGCCGCUGCGGCGGGUAAAAGGGAGGCGGACGAGCGUGUCAAAGCUGACGAAACGAUCCAAAACCCAAUGAUGACCACCAAGGCCAAGAAUGACAAGAAAGGAGGCGGGUACGGGCGACUUAUGGGCAAUUUCAUCGACCCAAAUUUGAAUUGGGAUGACAUUGCCUGGUUGCGUUCUCAGACCAAAUUGCCGCUCUUGUUGAAAGGGAUCAUGUCCGCGGACGACGUGCGGCUGGCUCUGGACUACGGUCUCGAGGGCGUGGUGCUGUCAAACCACGGGGGGAGGAACCUGGACACGUCUCCUCCAGCUCUGCUUGUUCUGCUCGAAAUCCACGCACGCUACCCGGAAAUCAUCACGCAGCACCACCCGUCCUCCCCGGCCGUACUCGCAGGCCAAUCGAGACCUUUCAGCAUCUUCGUCGACGGUGGCAUCCGGCGCGGCAGCGACAUCCUCAAAGUGGUCUGCCUGGGCGCCGUAGCCGCGGGGAUUGGGCGACCCGCCCUCUUCGCCACGGGGUACGGUCAGGAAGGUGUCGACCAGUUGAUCGACAUCCUCAAGGAUGAGUUCGAAGUCGCCAUGCGCAACAUCGGCGUCACCAGCCUCCAAGAGUGCGGGCCUCAAUACGUCAACACGGGCGCCAUUGAUCGGUUGGUGGUGAAAAGACGCGACCACCCUUACGCAGUGGCGUGGACGCCAGAGACGCAAAGUGUCGGUAGAAACAGUCUCUUCGGCACAGGCAGAGAGAGCAAGCUGUAG
Molecule: messenger RNA, 1569 nt
Organism: Fonsecaea nubica
Lineage: Eukaryota; Fungi; Ascomycota; Eurotiomycetes; Chaetothyriales; Herpotrichiellaceae
Exons: 1
Coding region: 1-1569 (522 amino acids)
Molecular function (GO): oxidoreductase activity
Source: RefSeq, a predicted model, not a curated record